ACCCGACCUCUUGGACUUUUCCAUUGGGACUUCGAGACAACGUGUCAGGACUGCAAUCGCCUUGACUCUCUUCAAGUAACGAGCACGAUAAUCACCAAGCCCCUAUCUACCUUACUUAUCAAAGACAUCCGUGUCCAACCCCCACAAUGGCUACCAACAUCACCUGGCACGCAGGCCUCACCCGCACCGAGCGCAGCGAGCUCCGCAAACAACGAGGCUGCACAGUCUGGUUCACGGGGCUGUCGGCCUCGGGCAAAUCCACCAUUGCCACCGCCCUCGAGCAGCACCUCCUGCAUCUCGGUCUGCAGACGUACCGCCUCGACGGCGACAAUGUGCGCUUCGGCCUGAACAAGGACCUGGGCUUCUCGCCGCAAGAUCGCGUGGAGAAUAUCCGGCGUAUUGCGGAGGUGGCGAAGCUGUUUGCUGAUUCCACGACCAUUGCUUUGACCUCCUUCAUCUCGCCGUACAAGGCCGAUCGCCAAGUCGCUCGCGAGCUGCACGCCGAUACGAAGAACACCGAUUCCCCGCUGCCGUUCAUUGAGGUGUAUGUUGACGUGUCCAUCGAAGAGGCGGAGAGGAGAGAUCCCAAGGGGUUGUACAAGAAGGCCAAGGCCGGGGAGAUCAAGGAGUUCACGGGCAUCAGUGCGCCGUAUGAGGCACCAGAGAAUCCGGAGAUCCAUAUCCACUCCAAGGACACGCCGGUGGAGGAGGCGGUGUUGAUCAUCACCAAGUACUUGGAGGAGCAUGGACUGUUGAAGCUGGCGUAGGCAUGGUACGUAUAUAACCUCGCAUAGAUGAUGUGGAAAUGUGAACAGACUUGGACAUGAACAA
Molecule: messenger RNA, 831 nt
Organism: Neohortaea acidophila
Lineage: Eukaryota; Fungi; Ascomycota; Dothideomycetes; Mycosphaerellales; Teratosphaeriaceae
Product: Adenylylsulfate kinase-domain-containing protein
Exons: 2
Coding region: 147-767 (206 amino acids)
Biological process (GO): sulfate assimilation
Molecular function (GO): adenylylsulfate kinase activity; ATP binding
Source: RefSeq, a predicted model, not a curated record